GCGGAAAAUUAGUUCAGUGCUCGGCGGAGAUUUGGAUCAUACACUUGUGUGUGCUCUCUUUCAAAUCGAAUCGAAUUGUCCUGAAUCCGAAACUCAAGGAUCUCGAGAGCGUUGAUUGUGGGUGUGUUAAACUAAUGCAAAAGUAAUCAAAGCCGGACGCAUUAAAGUGACGCGGCUGGAAGUCCAUAAAAAUAAACUACAUAAAAGCAACUUGCGGUGCCGGAAAUAAUGUCAACCACUGCCGAUCCCGUGGCGCAGGGGGUAAACUCCCCCGUGGUGGAUGUGGUGGCCAAAACCACCACAACGGUGGCCAAUGCGAUUGCGAAGACAGUGGCCGUAAUUAGCAGCACGGUCUCAACUAGCUCCACAACUGGCGCCACUUCCACCAUCCCAACGAGCAGUAGUAGCACACCCACUACCUCGACCACUUUCGCCUACACUCCCACGCCCUCUCCCAUUCAAUCAACAUCCCCAUCCCUGGAGGAUGGCGCGGAGAAACUCAGCGUGAAGGAUUUGAGCCAGGCCCUGCAGCAUUUCGGUAUUGUUGAUUACUUGGUCUUCAUCGCCAUGUUGGCGGUCUGCGCCGUUAUCGGCUUCUAUUUUGGCUUUAUCGAAAAGAAGCAAAAGAAGCAGAAGCUGGCCGGCAAGGACGGUGGCGGGGCGGCGGGCGUCGAGGAGAGGCGUGGCUCGGAGGCGCUGGACUACCUGGUGGGCGGACGGCAAAUGAAAGUGUUUCCGGUCGCGCUGUCACUUGUGGCCAGCUUUGUGUCUGGAAUCUCGCUUCUGGGAACUUCAACGGAAAUCUAUGUAUAUGGCACGCAGUACGCCUUCAUCCUGGUGACCCUGGCCAUUUCGGGAGCCAUUUCAUGGUAUAUCUUCCUGCCCGUGUUCUGUAAUCUCCAGCUGACAUCCACGUAUGAGUAUUUCGAGAUGCGCUUUAACAAAUCGGUUCGCCUGCUGGGAUCCGCCUUCUUCACCGGUGCAAAUCUUAUCUGGCUGCCCAUCGUUAUUUAUGUGCCAGCACUGGCUUUUAAUCAAGUUACUGGAAUAAAUAUCCACGUCAUCACUCCAAUCGUAUGCCUCGUCUGUAUAUUCUAUACGACGGCUGGGGGGCUGAAGGCCGUUGUCUGGACAGAUGUGAUCCAAACCGUCAUUAUGAUAGGUACGGUUAUCUUUGUCAUCAUAAAGGGCACCCUGGAUGUGGGCGGACUGGGCGUGGUUAUUCAACGGAAUUUGGACAGCGGACGAUUCGAGUGGCCUGAAUUUACACUCGAUCCCAAAGUUCGCAUGUCCAUGCUGGCCUUGAUGGUCGGAUGUGUUGGACACAAUAGCUACCAGUUUGGCUGCAAUCAAAUGAUGACCCAGCGAUACAUGUCCCUUCCUGGUGUAAAACAGAUGGCUCAUACAUCAUUCAUUUUUAUUGUCGGAUUGAUUCUAUUGUUUUCACUCUGUUUGUACAAUGGUCUCCUUCUGUACGCAACGUACUACGAUUGCGAUCCGCUAACAACCAAGUUGGCAGUGGCCAAGGAUCAAUUGGUUCCGCUGCUCGUGGUGCAAUCGAUGAGCUCAUUUCCCGGAAUUGCCGGUAUGUUUGUGGCCGGAGUGUUUAGUGCUGCCCUCAGUUCGCUGUCGACGGGUAUGAAUUCCCUAUCUGCUGUUUUCCUGGAGGAUUAUAUUAGGCCCCUUGCGAAGAAACCCCUUACCGAACACCAGACCGGCGUGACCGUGCGACUUUGUACGGUCAUAAUUGGCAUUAUCAGUGUGGCCCUGGUCUUUGUGGUCGAGCGGAUGAGCUCCCAUGUGUUGCAACUCGGCAUCGCCAUUGGCUCAGUGGUCCAAGGUCCGCUUCUUGGUCUAUUUUCGAUGGGUCUGCUGUGCCCAAGUAUCAACUCAAAAAGCGCCAUCACGGGAUCAAUUUUCUCCUUCUUCUUCAUGGGUUGGCUUAGUAUUUCGGCCCAAAUUGCCAUUAACUCUGGGGAAAUUCAUCCCGAGGAAAAGCCAGUCAGCGUGGAAGGCUGUGAUUAUGAGUUCGACCGUUCCCUGCUGACACCUGCAAAUGCCACUCUUCAUAUGGGAGAAUCCGCGUCCCUUAGUUUCGCCGAGCAGUUAUACCACAUAUCCUUCAUGUUUUACACUGUAAUGGGGGGAACAUUGAGUGUGAUUGUGGGCCAUUUAGCCGGCUUCAUAUUUGGUCGCAAUAAGCCCGGCGACGUGGAGGACGAUUUGCUAUCGCCCUGCAUACGCAGAUUCCACAAGUCGAAAUAUUCCAGUGUAAAUUUAAAUGAGGACUCCUUAAGGAGUGCUGAUGAGAAGCCAUAGAGCAUUCUUUGACUAACCUAUGUUUAAUUUACUAAUCCAUUAAUUUCUGUUAUAUUUUUAUUCCCUUUCACUCAUUUAAAUUUUAAAAGGUACUUAAAUGAUUUAAUAGAAAUACUUAAUUGCCAAUUACUUAAUUUUUUGACGCCCAGAAGAUUGACAAAAUGUAAAUACCAAACCUUUCGUUUAUGAAAGUUAGCUAUUCAAUCGCGUUCUUAAAAAUAAAGCUUCAAUGACUUACACUA
Molecule: messenger RNA, 2561 nt
Organism: Drosophila sechellia
Lineage: Eukaryota; Metazoa; Arthropoda; Insecta; Diptera; Drosophilidae
Gene: kumpel
Product: kin of rumpel
Exons: 10
Coding region: 229-2319 (696 amino acids)
Biological process (GO): sodium ion transport; transmembrane transport
Cellular component (GO): membrane
Molecular function (GO): symporter activity
Source: RefSeq, a predicted model, not a curated record